Messenger RNA from Amoebophrya sp. A120, 4730 nucleotides. The record is from the annotation of a GenBank genome assembly. Lineage: Eukaryota; Dinophyceae; Syndiniales; Amoebophryaceae.
CAACUCGCUACUUUGUCUUUGUCUGUCACGCUUCCUUUCAUCACAGUUGCGGUUUCAAAAUUUCAGAUCGACAACAAGCUCGAUCUUGCUAAAUACAAAAAUGAACCCGAUAAAAUUCGAGAACUUCUGAUAGUUUAAUCAGAGAUAUCAUCACCGCUCGCUCCUACCUCCGCGAGCAGCACCGACGAGACUUGAAUACCAGUGCAGCACAAAAAUUUUUGUACGCUGCUAAAGAGAACUCCAACCGGCUUCAGCGGUACCGGUGCUCCUUCUGUAGUAGCUCAACGGGCUUGAGCAGAUUGUUACUACGCUGCGCGACUCAUUUUCCAGCAGACCAGACGACAGGCGACAGUGUGUGUUGACGCGAUUACGUUGAGGGCGGUAUCUUGAAGCGAUUACGUCCGCUAUCCCCCUUCAAGUUCAACUACAUCGUGCGACGGCCAACUGUUUCGGAACUACGCUAGCAGAAGGGAGGCACAGCCGCAGAAAAUAGAACUUCGGCGGAAAGCAAAGCGUCGGUUUUCCUACAACUAUCGAGAAGCUGUACUGCAGGCGGGACCCGGCUGCCGCUGUGUGUUGAUCAAACACGACAAAAACUGUCCGUUCUUGUGGCAAGACCAAGAAGGACCUGCAUUUCCUACUCGCAACCAGUGCACUUUCGGUGGAUCAUCAUCCAGGUGUAAAGUUCUCGUGGUCUAACAUCAAACUGUGAUCAAUAACGAGCAGAUGGAAGGAACAAGAACACGGGAAAAUAAGCAACACCAACAACAUCCGGAUAGACGUAGAAUCUUCUCGAGGUAAGAAGAUAAAAACUAGAAAAGAUACAGGAGCAACCACUUCUCGACAACUGCGUGGAACAGAACAGAAUCAAAAGCAGCUUUCAUCUACUUCCACAACCAGCGCUACAAGCACUGCCACAAGAUGCACAAGUACAAGCUGCUUUCGAAGAAGGGUGAGGGUACCUUUUCCGAGGUGCUGAAAUCCCAGUCAAUAAAAACCGGACGGUACGUAUCCUUAGUGAAAACGUCCUCACCCCAGAGUUGUCGUGCAAGUUUCGAUGCCCACAACGUUUUUGUAGUGCGCAGCAACAUGAGAGGUUUUUUCCCAUGGUGUUUUGCAAUUUGUCAUGCUAUUAUCAGGAUCAGGUAAGUAGUAGUUUUCUGAUGCGGCUGCACCAGCUAAGCUGCACUGCACUACAGAGAGAAACUUCUCAUGCGCGACUCCCAAAGCUUCUGGUUUUCUGUUGCACAUUCCCCAUCUUCACUACAGGGUGGGGACGUUUUUACUCAGGAUAGUGCGUGGCCAUAAAAUGCAUGAAGAACCGGUUCGAGUCCAUCGAUCAGGUCAACAACCUGAGGGAAAUCCAGGCGUUGAGGAGGUUACAGGGCCACGCAAAUAUUAUCCACAGUGAAGAUUUUUUUCCGUACACGAACUUCCUUGCACAUGCGAUGAUGAUGAUGAUGAUGAAAAACAAAGCUGUGUUUGUUUACCAACCAGAUUUGACAUGAUUGUACCGGUUGGCAAAAAUUUGUGAUGCAUUUUGCAAGAGUGCGGCAAAUUUCUACUGCAUAAAUAUCAUCACACUCCACGAAGUGCUGUAUGACGAACCAACGGGGCGACUAGCACUGGUCUUUGAGUUGAUGGACAUGAACCUCUACGAGCUGAUCAGGGGGAGAAGGUAAUUUGUGUUGCAAGAAAUGCGACCUGUAACCCGAUUUGUCUUGCAUUAAUGGAGAACUACUGAAGAUAAAACACUAACUUACUAUCUAUCAGGCACUACGUUCCGGAAGAGAAAGUGAGAACGUUCAUGCGAUCACUACUACGCGCUCUGGAUCACAUGCACCGAAACGGGAUUUUCCAUCGAGACGUGAAGCCAGAAAACUUGCUGCUGCAGGAAGACACCCUGAAAUUAGCAGACUUAGGGAGUUGUCGAGGUGAAAAGUAGUUUUAUUUUUUGCGAUCAUGAUGUUCUUGCAUAGGUGCAGAGCGCAUGACAAAAAUCCAUAGAAUUUGUCUUGCAUUUAUUGUACUAUGAUGCAAAUAUUAUUUAACUCGCAGGUAUAUAUUCCCGACCACCCUACACGGAAUACAUCAGUACAAGGUGGUAUCGUGCACCCGAGUGUCUUAUGCAUUGCAAAAAUGUCUGGGUCUGGAAGGAUGCAACUUGUCAUGCUAAGUCUGGAUAGUACAAAAAUUUGUGUUGCAUGAUUACCAAAAGGUGUCCACGUUUGAACAAGAUUAGCGGCAGUUUGUCAUGCAGGACAGACAUGAUAGAGACUUCGCAGAACCUCUCAUGCUAGGUGCUGCAUUGCAGACCUCGGGGGGCAUGAAAAACAUGCAUGGCAAGUUUGCAUUCUUCCAGACCCAGACAUUUUUACAUUUGAUAUGUCUGCUUACAGACGGAUUCUACUCCUACAAAAUGGACCUCUUCGCGGCGGGGUGUGUGUGGUUCGAGGUAUGAUUUAAAGUACAUUUUUCUUCGGUAAAAAUAUAAUUUUUGUAUACCGCAACAAACAUUUUGAUCCGCUUGAAAUGAAAUUCCUUCUCGCAGCAUGAUGCACCAACAUGAGAUUUGUUUUCGGUUAAAAAGAAAAAACCUGCUCCCCCACAGGUUAUGGCUCUGUUCCCGCUGUUCCCCGGGCAAAAUGAGAUGGAUCAGCUGCAGAAAAUACACGGCAUUCUCGGCACGCCGAACGAGGAGGUGCUGCGAAAAUUCAAGCUCAAUUCCGAUGUGGCCUUUCCGGAAAAGAAGGGCACGGGGAUCGACCACUUGAUACCCCACGCGAGUUUGGACGUGUUAUCCGUGCUGAAAAAGUUACUGCGAUACGACCCGGAGGAAAGAAUAACAGCGAGGCACGGGUAUAAGUAUGGAUGAAUUUUGUCAUGCAGAGCGUGCAGUAGAAAACUUCGUGGUGGACGGAUUCAAACAGUAUUCAAAAUUUAUCAUGCGCAAAAUCUGGGAAUGAUGGAAUGCUUGUUUAUGCACCGAAUUAAUAUACCAACACACAUGAUCACCCAGGUUGCUUUCCCCCUACUUCGAAGAGGUCCCAGAGCGCACGGUGCCACUGCACACGAACAGCAUCGAGCAAGCACCGACGAGCACAUUCUGUAUUCAUAAACUCUUAUUUGCUCUAUGUAUGUUGUAUGCAUCAGAAGUGAUGUCUGUCAUGCGGGAGCGACAGUCCUAUACGACAAUCCUAUAUUUGAAAACAAACCAUCAGAUCGCACGGGCGGUAACCAGUCCACGGUGUCAGACAACCACGAUACAGACCGACACCACGAAAGCACACACCAUGCUAUCACCGGGAUAGUUUUUGAAAAUUUGUAAAUGCAUAAUCGGUUUUAAUAUUGCAUGAUGGCAUUAUUGUUAAUUGAGGAAACCACAAGGACAACCAGGAUAAUUCCAUGGAAAGUACUCAUCAUUUUAUGCAUUAUGCAUUACAGAAAAACUGUCCAAAUUUUCAUAUCCACAAAGGACCAGGCGCAGGCGAAAACAAAUCUCCCACCAAUCCAUGCCAAGAACUACGAAAGAGAAGAAUCUGACACUCGGAGUCAAUUGUAGGUACUAGGCCUCUCUGCCAAAAAGGUUUGUAGUCCUCUCCAUUGAUGCACGAAAGGAUGAAACACAUCGCAAAAAUUGACUCCAAUCCGAGUUUCUGUUGCAUACUUGCCAAACCAAGCACAUGAAGCCGUUUAAGUUCAAACCGAAGAACUUCGGGUUGCACAGUACCAUGAGCGGGUUCGGGGGGAACUACGGGAUAUCCAGUGUAAAAGUAUCGAAGUCGCUCGUACUACACUAGUUGCAAUUUCAUUCGUGACAGAAGUGUGUUGCGGUUUCUGAAUUAUCCGCAUGUCAAUUUUCAUUUUUCGUUUUGGAAAAUGAAUUUCUCCAAUUCGUAUGAAUGCAAUUGAUUGUACUGCAAGUGCGAUACUUUUGCAAUGCAUACGGGAACACCGGUGGCAAUGCGUACCUGUCCGGAAUGAACGCAACGAUGCACAAAUCCAAGUUCUUCAAGAAGAGCAGCAUGCGAUAAUUGUCCGGGGGCUUUUGCAUCACAGAUUUGGAGGACACUGUCUUGCUUGUUCGUCUAAAACGCUAGUCGUGUCACAGUACUACGUAAUGUGAUGAACAGAGUGAUUUUAUUCACGAUUUUAUCAAGCAAAAACCUGUACUUACGAUGGAGAAUAGUCAGUCUCGCACGACACUGCUCAUGACACGUGCUUUGGAAGCGUCGAACAUCAAUCGUCGAGACUCGAACUCCUCAAUGCUAUCUCAGAAACGCAAGAAAAUUCCGUGUGAAAACCUAUAACACCAAUAUAGUCUUCUGACAAUCGUAUUCGUCAAUAUUAUGGAAAAAUCAAUCGAAUUUGCAAUGCCAAACUCAGAAACGCUUUUAAUUAAUCCACAAGAUGUUAACGCGACCUAUACCUCUAGUACGGACAUAUCAAAACCUGAAACUUUAUUCUGACACUUCACCAAGAGGAAACAAGUAAUAGCCUAAAAGCUUAAACUCUUAUAGCUCACGCUUUGUAACCUAUGAUCUUCUUCGCCACGGCCGUGGGGUCUUAGCCGUAGCAAGAUAAAAACCUAUGCAAUAAAUCACGCUUGUUCUAAAGCCUGGCACGCUGUUGUAGUACUUGUACUUACUUCUACCCAAGAAGAUAUCUAUACCACUCGAGUUCAGCAUCAAAGUGCAAGUGGUAGGAAAGUUUUUGCUAGCAGCAACAGG